Messenger RNA from Pyrus x bretschneideri (Chinese white pear), 1229 nucleotides. RefSeq lists its product as uncharacterized. Lineage: Eukaryota; Viridiplantae; Streptophyta; Magnoliopsida; Rosales; Rosaceae. The coding region runs from base 258 to 791 and encodes 177 amino acids. The transcript is spliced from 4 exons. The record is from RefSeq and is a predicted model, not a curated record.
CUCUCCGAUUUAAUUCGAAUUUAAUAUUUAUUUUUUUAUGAUUCUUUCUUUCUCUAUAAAUUGGGUGGACGCUCUCUUUUGUUGAUCUUGUUUCCUUUCCCGUCCGUCUUCUACCUCUCACCUAAUAUUUGCUUCCUCUUUCCCUUUCUGUUAUGAUAUCUCUGUAACAAUUAGGGUUUCCUUACACAGGCAGCCAAGCAGCUCACCUCCUCACUCCAACUUCAGGUUUUACGGCGUCGUUUCCAAGCGAGGAAGAGAUGAAUCACUGUGCGAUUCAGCAAGGAAACGCCCUAUCAGCUUGCGAUGACAUGAGGGCUUGUUCAAGAGACUCGGUUGUUUGUCCCAAACCUCGCCGUUUUGGCCUCCUUAGCGUCACUCACAACGAUCCCGUCAGAUCUCUCCGAUGGCAUCUCGGCCACCAAGCGGAGCUCUAUGAUUCGAAAGCAGGGUCUGAUAUUUUGGACAUCCUCCUCCCAAAGGGAUCUUUUGGUGUUGAACCGUUUUCAUGUACAGAAAUAGCCUCGCCGCACCCAUUUUUCUGCGGGUCACCGCCGAGCAGAGUAGCUAACCCAUUAAUUCAGGAUGCUAGAUUUGGUGAUGAGAAACCCACCCCAUUGUCCCCACUGUCGCCAACCGCUCCCCCAUUGGACCUUUUGUCGUCUCCUUCAUCAUCAGCGAGGAAAGGAGGCUUUGUUCGGGCCAGUUUCGGGAACAAGCCAGCGGUGAGGGUCGAGGGGUUUGAUUGCCUGGACAGGGAUCGACGUAAUUGCAGCAUCCCUACCCUGGCAUGAGAUCCCAAUUCAACCGAUGAAGGUACAUAGCAAAAAAGACUGAGCUUAAAGUUUGAAUAGACAACCACAAUACUUUGAUAGCAUGUGAGGAAAUUUUGAAAUUUUCAGCGCUAGAACUUCAACGAUCCUUCUGCAUUGUGUAAAUAUGUGCGAGGGAUUUGUGUAAAUGAAAUGUGUCAGUGUCGAUUAUGUAAAUGAGAAUGUUAACCAAAUAAUAGUUGUUACAAGGGGGUGGUGUGGUCUAUCACAAGUUCACAACACCCUCUUGUAUUGUAAAAAGUAGAGUCUGUUGUGGGAAAAUUUUCAUUGUGUUUCCAUGUAUGUGUAUCGGAGUUUAAACUAGCGGCUUAUGAAGCGAAUCUGUAUGUAUUGAAGAUUCUGUUUAGUCGAUCUAAACUGUUGUUUACAGUGUAAAUAAAUCAUUUGUGUUUUAGUUCA